Messenger RNA from Perognathus longimembris pacificus (Pacific pocket mouse), 3102 nucleotides. RefSeq names its product zyg-11 family member A, cell cycle regulator (gene Zyg11a). Lineage: Eukaryota; Metazoa; Chordata; Mammalia; Rodentia; Heteromyidae. Gene Ontology annotation, molecular function: protein binding. Gene Ontology annotation, cellular component: Cul2-RING ubiquitin ligase complex. The transcript has 14 exons. The record is from RefSeq and is a predicted model, not a curated record. Bases 1 to 2208 code for a protein of 735 amino acids.
AUGGUUUACGUCUUUUCCCAUAUACAACAGGAGGAAGCAUCACCCUACUCUUUGGUCCACAUCUGUCUGGAUGUCUUGAUUGCCAACCUAGAGAAAUUAUGUUGUGAAAGACCUGAUGGAACACUAUGUCUUCCAGAAAAUUGGAUUUUCCCUCAGGAAAUAUCCGAUCAAUUCCUUAGGAGGAUGGCUUGUCAAGGCAAGCUGACUAACAGAACAGCAAGUAUUUUCCAAGGCAACCAAAUGAACUUGAAGGUGCUCAGUAUACCAAAAACUAAAAUCUCAACGGCUACCUUCACAAGAGCCUUCUGCCAUCAUAAGCUCAUUGAAGUAGAUGCCACUGCAGUACACUCUGACCUUCCAGUCCCAAGCAUUUUAAGUACACUCUGCAGCAAUAAAUGGAUCCAGCAAAACCUUCGGUGUCUCCUGUUAGAUUCGACAGCUGUCCCUCAAAAUUCAAGAUUACCAUUUGGUCAGCUCACUGGUCUUCGCACUUUAAGUGUUUUUAAUGUUAGCUUUUAUAAUGAAGAUCUGGUUAACAUUUCUCAGUUACCAAUGCUGCAAUGCUUGGAUAUCUCUGAUACUCUGGUCACUAACAUCUCUGCACUCGUCACCUGUAAGGAUCAACUCAAGUCUCUCACAAUGCAUAAUCUGAAAUGCCUGGCCAUGACUAAAUCACAAAUUCUUGAAGUCAUCAUAAAAUUGAAGUGUCUUCUUCACCUCGAUAUUUCUAAUCACAGGCAACUAAAAUCAGACCUAGCUUUUCAUUUACUACAGCAGAAGGAUAUCCUGCCUAAUAUUGUAUCCCUGGAUAUUUCUGGGGGCCAGUAUAUCACUGAUGGAGCUGUAGAAUUGUUUAUACGCCAGCGGCCUUCAAUGAAAUUUGUGGGACUCUUGGCUACAGAUGCUGGCUAUUCUGACUUCUUAAAUGCAAAGCAAGGCUUGAGGGUUGCUGGAGGAGUUAGUAUAAAUCAGAUUACCGAAGCACUGAAACAGUACAGGAACAGGUCAUGCUUUAUGAAGGAAUCUCUCUGCCGGCUCUUCUCAGAGUCCUUCUCAAUGAAUGUUUGUAUGCCUGCCCUUUUAAAGCUUGUAGCUAUAGGAAUGAAGAAUCAUCCAUUGCAUUUACCAGUGCAGUUCACAGCUAGUGCUUGUGUCCUCAACUUAACCCGCCAGGGGCUGGCCAAUAGAAUGCCUGUUCGUCUGUUGUCAGAGGUCACCUGUCUACUUUUCAAAGCUAUAAAAAAUUUCCCCCUUUCUGAACAGUUACAGAAGAAUUGUCUUCUCUCCUUAACCAAUUCCAGGAUUCUUGUGGAUGUUCCAUUUGAUAGGUUUGAAGCAACCAGGUUUGUGGUAAAAUGGCUUUGUAGGCAUGAGAACCCCAAGAUGCAAACUAUGGCAGUGAGCAUCACCUCCGUUCUAGUCUUGCAGCUAUUACCUGAGCAAACCUCACAACUUCAAGGAGAGCUCCUUAUGGCAGUUAAGGAACUUCUAUCCCUAGUGAAACAAAAGACUACUGAGAAUUUACAUGAUGUCACCUUCUUGUUUAGUAUGAAAGCACUUUGGAAUCUUACAGAUGAGUCUCCUGCUGCCUGCAAGUACUUUAUUGAAAAUCAAGGGUUGGAGAUUUUCCUUCAAGUCUUAAAGACUUUUCCAGAGUCCACAGUACAAAGCAAAAUACUCGGUCUUUUGAACAACAUAGCUGAAGUCAGAGAACUCUCUCCAACACUGAUAACCGAAUGUGUGCUGAAGCAUAUACGCAGUUUACUUCACAGCAAGGACAUAGAAGUGAGCUAUUUGGCUGCAGGUAUCCUAGCUCACCUGACAUGUGACAAAAAACAAUGGCGCUUCCGUGACCUGCAGAGGACUGCUCUUCUCCAGGAUUUGCAUGCAACCAUCCAAAAUUGGCCAAGUUCAAGUUGUAAGAUGUCAGCAUUGGUGACUUACAGAUCCUUCAGGGCAUUUUUCCCACUCCUUGGCAACUUCUCUCAACCAGAGGUUCAGCUCUGGGCACUAUGGGCUCUGUAUCAUGUCUGCAGUAAAAACCCUAGCAAAUACUGUAAAAUGAUAGUGGAAGAAGAAGUGUUGAAGCUUCUGUAUGAUACCCAGGAGCACAGUCAGGUGAACCCCCAAGUACAGAAGCUUGCAGCUUCCAUUCUAGAGGACUUCCGGAUGCAUUUUAUGAAUUAUCAGAGGCUUCCACUACAGUGAAUGCUCUUCAUAAAAGGCUCUGAGGUACACUCUGCUCCUCAGUGACAGGUCUGUUCUAUUGGUAACCAAGUGUUGAAACCAGUUUGUGAGUUGGCUGUGUCAUUGGCCUUUGCUUGUUUAUCUUUUGUUACAAAAAGGUUGGAUUUGUAUGAUAGCCAUAAUGACAAAAUCAGGUUGGGCUCAUUCUAGAGACACUCCUUCAGGAAUUUUAGAAAACCAAACCAUAGACUUGGAAAGACUUUACCUGGAAGCUUAUGUUGGAAUGUUGUGCAAUGUUUUUCUAACCCUGGACAGUUUCUCCACUUUGGGAACUCAUCAAGAAAAUAGGACUCGCUUACCCUGAAGAUGAAGGAAAGACCUACAGAGAGGCCUUGAUAUUUGUUCAUUUCCUUGGCUGUUACUGUUAUAUGACAGUAACAGAAAAGAAGUAUGUGAAGAAAGAAGAUGAGAACUAAGGCUAAGGGUAUGUCUGAAGUAGUAGAGCACUUGCCUAGCAAGGAGUGGUCAGAAGAAAGCAUAUGAGACAUUUGGUUAAUUUGUUCAUACUAUACCCAAAUCUAAGAAGGGAAAGGGCUAGAAAAAGAGUGUAUGUAUUCAUUCUUUACAGUUGGCAAACAUGUUUUUGUAUUUUUUUUGUUACCCUAAACCAUGUUUUAAACUUUCACCUAUACUAAGCAGAACUUGUGACCAACUCUUUUCAGAGUUAUUAAAUUACACUGUUUUCUUACCCAUUCUUCUGCAUGGUUCCAAAAAGGUCUUAGUUUCCUGCUCUGGGUUCCAGCGUUUUGGAGCAUUGUUUUACCAGGUAACCAAUUUUUUGCUAAUGCAAGUAUGUCAUGGGAACCAGGGUCUAUGUAAGUGUGUACGUGUGUGUGUACGUGUGUGUGUGUGUGU